AUGAAGUUUCUGGAUUGGUAUGUAAAGAUUGCACUCGGGUCGGCUCUUAUUGGAGCUUCCAUGGAGUUUUUCAUGAUCAAAACCGGCUUCUAUGACAAAGUAACUGUUUUGGAGUCAGAGAAACGGGCUUGGGAGAAUUCACCGGAGGCUCAGGCAAUCAGAGAUGCGCUGAAUCCUUGGAAAGAUCGUGAUGCAGAAGCAAGGAAAGAAUCCUAA
Prunus armeniaca (apricot) is the source of this 216-nucleotide messenger RNA. The record is from the annotation of a GenBank genome assembly. Lineage: Eukaryota; Viridiplantae; Streptophyta; Magnoliopsida; Rosales; Rosaceae.